Durusdinium trenchii is the source of this 1665-nucleotide messenger RNA. NCBI's taxonomy places the organism in Eukaryota, Dinophyceae, Suessiales, Symbiodiniaceae. The record is from the annotation of a GenBank genome assembly.
AUGCAGCAUGCAGAUGCAUUGGAACGCAUGGAGUGUGCUCCACAUCCAAUCCACAAAGACUCUCUGGCUGAUGCUUUGUUUCGUGAUCGUGAGUGGUAUGCUGUCAUGGCGAACUCCAAGGCGAAGGCGUUGAAAACUUCUCUGCAGAAGUUGAUGCAAUUUGUGAAUUGUUUGGGUGGCGUGCCCGAUGUCAAGCAUGGUAUGGGCAUCCGAAGCAAUGGCACGACUGAGCUGGAUCGGACAUGGAGUCACGCAGAUACUGGACGAAUUUUUGCGGCACAAAAGCAAUAUUUGGAAUACAUUGCCGGUGCAGAAACUGUGGAUGCUGAUAUGGAGGAUGUUUUUGCGGAGAACAGCUUCACUGAGUUGGAGACCUUGGAUCCUUUUCUGAUGUCAUUGAAUGACCGCAAGCUGUCACCACGGGACUAUGCAAUGGAACUCGUGAAGGAAUAUACGUUGAACAAGCAACAAGUGUUGGCCAUCGCGCCCGUGGUCUGUGCCAUCCAAGACAUGUUUGAGCAUCGUUCCAAUCCGAUGUCUCAUAUUGCCGAUGGCUCCUCCCGUGAGAAGUGCAACUGCUUGUGGCUCGGUGCAGGUGGAUCAGGGAAGACUUGGGCUUACACCAAGGUGAUCCGACCUUUGCUACAACGCUUCUUCGGAAGCAAAGGAUACAUUGUCGGUGCCCCGACGCAUGCCGCAGUUCGUCUCCUUGGACCCGAAGCUCGCACGUUGCACAAGUGGGCCAAUGUCAACCCCAAUCAGGGCAUGGACAGAAAGGACAUCCGCUCCGCCAAGUCCAAGGGGGAUGCCAUUGAAUCGCAGAUCUUGAAUGCCAAGGCUGGAAUCUUCGACGAGAUGUCCAUGACUCCGCCGGAUGUGUACCAUGCCAGUGGGUACAGAUUCUCAAUCUUGCGACAAGAGUCACAGCAGCUGGAUUUGGAGAAAUAUCUGCAAGAGUGGUUCGGUGCUCUGCCGAUUGGCAUCCAAUUGGGCGAUUUCCUUCAGUUGCGUCCAGCCAUGCAAAAGUCGCUUUGCGAGUGGGUGAAGCCAGUAAAUCCCACGAUGGAUGCAACACUUCCAGAUGAAGAUGACGAGUCCAGGGACGUCAGCAACGCGUCCGAGCUUGGAAGGUUGCUGUUCAAGAACUCGCUGGGCAAAGUGGUGCACUUCACCGGCACCGGUCGUUUCUCCGACUGCACUUCUGGAAAGCAACUGGUGGCUUUGUUGUCCAGCAUGCGGAAUGGCACCGAGAUCCCGGAUGCCUUGUGGGACGCCUUGCAAGAGCGCAAAUUUGAAGUUGGCAGCCACAAGACCCUGGACUUGAAGAAGCAAUUGCUCCUGGCCCAUUGGGGCGGUUUUGCAUGGGAGGUGGUGGCGCGCCUGCAACAGUUACGUGCUGCGCUUGAAGCGAAGAAAGCCAACAAGAUGUUGUACUUGAUUCAAGCCAUUGAUCGACCCACUGGUGGCCAAGCUCUCAGCAAAGAGCAAACGUUGUCGGCUCUGCAAGUGGUCAACAUGACAAACACGGGCUAUUUGAUUGGCAUGUGUCCUGUGUUCGAGGGUAUGCAGGCCCGCGUCACCUGCGUCCUCAAGGAGCCUAUGUUGACGAGAGAAUUGCCGGUCACCAUUCGACAAGUACAACUGCAUCCUCGUGAGCAAGGCAUC